Molecule: messenger RNA, 1455 nt
Organism: Arabidopsis thaliana (thale cress)
Lineage: Eukaryota; Viridiplantae; Streptophyta; Magnoliopsida; Brassicales; Brassicaceae
Exons: 8
Coding region: 53-829 (258 amino acids)
Biological process (GO): transmembrane transport
Cellular component (GO): membrane
Molecular function (GO): transmembrane transporter activity
Source: RefSeq, marked reviewed
AUAAACAGACAAGAGUCAAAACAAGGUCUCGUUGGAGACACAAAUCCCAAGAAUGUUGUCUUCCAUGGUGGUUCCGGUGAAUGGGUUUUCCUUAAACCUUUCAAAACCUAACCUUGUUGUCUUCAAUGGCUCCAGAGUUUUCUAUGGAUCCUUCUCGCUUACUUGUUACAGGAUCAAGGUAAGAAGCUCUCAAAUAGGAAUUGUUGGAGACAAUGAUUCCGAGAAGUCUCGAGAUAGCAAAGAUGAAGAUGAGAAUGAAAGAGUAUCUGGAAAGGGAGUUCCAUUCAUAGUAAAGUUAGGUUUAGGGUUAGGAUUAGCUAUGAUUAUUACAGUUAUUAGUGUAGCCUUGAAAGGCUCUGGUGGUGGUGGUUCACCUUUUGAGGAGGUUAAGAGUUUGGCCAAAGUUUCAUCAUCUUCAGAAGGCUUUACGUUUAAUGCAUUUGGAAACAGAUUCAUGAUUCCAGGAAAUGCACCGGGAUGGGUUUACUUUUGGUUGCUAAUGGCAGCCGGAUGCGGACUUUUUAUCAGCGAAGAGGCUCUAAAUAUAUGGGUUGGGAUAACAUUGGCUAGAAUGUUAACUCUAGAUGGGACGUGGCAAUCGUUUGCUGAGUCUUUUUCUCGGAAUGCUCCUUAUAUAGUGUCUACUGUGUCAUGGGUUUACUGGGGAGUUUGUUUAAGCGAUAUGAUACCGUUUUACAUUGGUAAGCUCUUUAGACAAAGUGGAGCAUCAGAUGAUGUUUGUUCAAAGCUCGGUAUAGGUAAAGAGAAAGCGUUAAGCAUUACUCAGGCAGUCCAAAAGUAUGGCAACCUCUCAGGUUUUGGUAAGUAGCAAAUUGAAUGCAGGGGAAAACAUUCGUAUAGAAUGUGAUGAAUGAGUUUAUAUUGUGUUGAAUGCAGUGGAAAGAUUUUCUGUGGGAAUGAGGAAUCCUACAGCGUUCUUCGCCGGGGCUCUUGUAAGUCUGUUGCGGAAUUGAUUCAAUAUGUAGCAUAUGGUUAACCAAACCUAUCAUACAUGAAUCUUUACAGGGAAUAUCUCCAGAGUGUUUCUUUGCAGGAGUUUGUUGCGGUGGUUUGAUUACUCUUCCACUUCAGCUUGUGAUUGGGUUUCUCCUUAGAGAACGCCCCAUGUUUGCUCUUGCAGCAGUAGCAACUGCAGUGGGAAUAUGGACAAUCUUUCCCUAUGUGGUGGCUGCAUCUACGGCUUUGUUCCUCUACAUUCGCAGUCGCUACUCCACGAAAGAUUAGUUCUUCUUGUUACUACUCAAUAUCAAUACAUAGAAAGAUGUAAGAUCAUAUAAAAAGAUCAAUUAUAGUACUCAGCCAACCAAAUUAAUGGCUUUAUGUUGUACUGGAGUAUUAUGUACAAAGGAAUAUAGAUACAAACUUGCUCAAUUGAGUUUUUUAAAACAACUGUUUUGUGUUUAGGAUUGGGACAUCUUAAGAGUAUUUACAAAA